Messenger RNA from Trichomycterus rosablanca, 2804 nucleotides. It is a transcript of the gene xkr9, whose product is annotated as XK, Kell blood group complex subunit-related family, member 9. The transcript is spliced from 3 exons. Gene Ontology annotation, biological process: apoptotic process involved in development; phosphatidylserine exposure on apoptotic cell surface; engulfment of apoptotic cell. The coding region runs from base 1456 to 2616 and encodes 386 amino acids. Gene Ontology annotation, cellular component: plasma membrane. Lineage: Eukaryota; Metazoa; Chordata; Actinopteri; Siluriformes; Trichomycteridae. The record is from RefSeq and is a predicted model, not a curated record.
AAUCAGCUUUUAAUUGUUACAAUCGUUUCACUUUAAAAUGAUGUAAUAAAAUAAGGUAAAAUUAUAAAGCUACAGAUUUGUGGACAGUGUGUGGUUGAUAAUUUAUCAUCUUGGGUUUUUUACUGUCUUAAACCAAGAAGCCAGUAACUGGAAAUUCCUGCUUCCAGAUGACGAAUCAAAGUUAAGAAUAAUGAUAUAAAAUAAAUAUGUGAAGAUAAAAUGAAGCUUUGAGCUCUGAAACAGGACAAAGAUUAGAUUCAAUUUAAGUGUACAAACCUGUUCUCAUUAUAAGAUUCACUAACAGCUACCCAACAUUUCCUUAUUAAUAAUUACAAAGAGACAGACCAGAAUAAUAAUAAUAAUAAUAAACACUAAAUAAAUAAGUGGAGGAACAUCUGACCCUGAUCCACCUCAUGCCAUCAAGUUCAUCCUAAUGUUGGAGCCAGAUAAGAUGCAGUAGAACACCUACAGUGAGUGUCACCAGAUCUCACCACCUCAGAGUGUUAGAUGACGUCUGAACCAUCAUCAUCAUCAUCAUCAUCAUCAUCAUCAUCAUCAUCAUCAUCGGAACACCAGCUGAGGAAGAUCUUUCACAGGAACACUUGGUCUGUCGUUCCACUGCACGUUCAGAGAUUGUAGAAUUGAUUCUGAGAUGCACUGAAGUUUACGGCUGGUGGUUUUCCAACAUCUUACUAAGGUAGCAGGUUGGACAUAAUAAUGGAAAUAUCAUGAGAACGAUAAUUACAGCAUAAUAGUUCAGUUAUAGUUCAUUAGUUAAUUAGUUGGUACCUGGUUUGAUGCACAUGGAGAUAAGGUCAAGCUUCCACAUUCUCCCAGUCAUCAGAAUUAAACACCAUUAAGGUGGAGGGCAUUCUGAGAAAAAAUCCAGCUUUCCUGCAGAGAGAAACUGUGGAUCCAGACUGUAACUCCUGAAAAUAAAUGGGAUGGAGAUGGUAGGAUGUUCUGGAGACAGGGUGAGGGAGGGGAGAGUGGGAUGGUCUGAGCAUGUUCAGAAGAGAGAUGAGAGCUCUAUCAGGAGAAGAUGCUGAAGGGGAAAGGGUUUAUGGAUGUGGUGGGGGAAAUGGAGACGAAUGAUAUAUUGUGAUAUAUUGUGAUAUAUUGUGAUGUGAUAUAUUGUGAUAUAUUGUGAUAUAUUGUGAUGUAUUGUGAUGUAUUGUGAUGUAUUGUGUAAGCUGUUAUCAGAGCAUCAUGACUCUGUAGAAUUAACGGCUGAUUUCUGACGUGCAGGUUGAACUGAAGCCCAGUUUGUGAAUCAGAUGGUUAAUGAGUGAUUAAUAAGAAACUCAGCUGGAGGUUCAAAGUUCACAUGACAGGUCUAACAGGACGUGAACCUGAUGAAGAAGAGUGAACGUCCCACCUGGAUUAAAUCAGCGCUGUGUGUGAUCUCAUGGAGGAAACGUCACAAACCAUGAGCUUCUCCUAGUCAUCGGAACCAUGGAUCGAGGCGAUGGAGAGUUUACUAAAUUCCGGUGGAUCUGCACCGUCAUCGGAAUGAUCUUUUCCGUGGUGGAUAUCGGAUCAGACCUGCUGCUCAGUGCUCAGUAUUGUUGGAAGGGAUACUACGCUUGGUUUGGACUGACGGUGUCGUUUAUCCUGGUCGGGUCUCUGUGCGCACAGAUCUUCAGCUACUCCUGGUUCAGAGAUGAUCUAAGAGAGGAAGAGCUGAGAAGAGAAGAUGAUGUGAGGAGAGAAGAACAAGCUUCCACGCCUUGUCAGGCUCUGCUGCAUCUGCUCCAGCUGGGCUUCUACGAAAGGUACUGUGACCUUCUGAAGAGAAGCUUUAAAAGUGUUUGGCGCUCCCACCCUGGAGAAGCUGAUCACAGGGAGCUAUUUGGGAUGGCGGCUGAUCUGAGCAUGCUUCGUCUGAUCGAGACCUUCCUGGAGAGCGUUCCUCAGCUGCUCCUGCAGACCUACAUCAUCCUCCAGCACCACCACACCUCUAAGAUCCAGUAUCUGAGCAUGGCCGUGUCCUUCCUGAACGUGGCCUGGAGCGUGGUGGAUUACUGGCGCUGUUUGCGCCGAUCCCUCCCCGGCACGAACGAGAUGCCGCGCGGCUUCCCCACACUCGUCUACCUUCUCUAUAAGAUCCUGACCAUCUCGGCUCGCGUCCUGAGCUUCACCCUGCUCAUCAUGCUCAGCACCUUCAGCAUCCUGGCCAUGGCGUUCAUCUGGCUGGUGGGAACCGUCUGGGCUUACGUGGUGGGAACGGACUUCUGUACGUCCCGGUGCCUGGAGCAGCUUUACCGCUGCAUCAUCGGGGUCAUCCUGGUCUUCACCUUCUUUAACGUGGAAGGAAAGAACAGCAGAAAAGCGAUGAGCCUGUAUUACACCCUCAGCACCCUGGAGAACCUCGCCGCUCCCGUCCUCAUGUGGCUGUUCGAUCCAAGAAGCGAGCAGGUCGAUUUCUUCUUACCUGUCACGGUUUUUAUACUGAUGGCGAACGUGAUGGGACUGCUGUUCCUGGUUCUGUACUACAGCGCUUUACACCCCAUGCACAGACAAGCAGACGAACUAGAUGGAAGGAGGCAAAUAAUGAACGCAAACAACGUCUCACCAGGACGUAUAGAACGAUUUUUAAUGUUCAGAAGAGGCUGAUUAAAAUAAAGUUCCAUUCAGAAACUUUUAAACCUUGUGAUGAACAGAAAGCUUUUCACAAAAAUACUGAAUAUUUUAAAGCUUUUUUUUUUUAUCUCAAACUACAAACCAGUGGAUUUUUUAUUGCACAUAUUGUUAUUUUUUAUUUAUUUUAAAGACGCUUAAUAUUGUGCUGCUAGUGGAAGAAC